Messenger RNA from Sander lucioperca (pikeperch), 1095 nucleotides. It is a transcript of the gene ebpl, whose product is annotated as EBP like. Gene Ontology annotation, molecular function: cholestenol delta-isomerase activity. Bases 431 to 1063 code for a protein of 210 amino acids. NCBI's taxonomy places the organism in Eukaryota, Metazoa, Chordata, Actinopteri, Perciformes, Percidae. The record is from RefSeq and is a predicted model, not a curated record. Gene Ontology annotation, cellular component: endoplasmic reticulum; membrane. The transcript has 4 exons. Gene Ontology annotation, biological process: sterol metabolic process.
GAGGCGAGGGGCGGGGCCUAAACGGUCUCCAGUUUGGUUCAGAUUCUCCAGCCGUUUGAGUCUGUUGCUUCUGCCUGGAGACGUUUUUGAUGAUUUCUUCACAUUUUUUUUUAACGUUUUCAACACUGAGAAAUAUUCAACCUUUCUAACACUUUCUUCGGCAUUUGUUGAAAGUUUUUGACGCUUCUGUCGACACCAUUUUUGUCUAUUUGUCUGUUUUUUUGUAACUUUUUCAACAUUUCCGCCCCAUAUGUCAUCGUUUCUGAUGUUUUUUUUUAAGUUUUUCCCUUUUUUUCAACGUUUCUGACCCUUUUUGAGACAUCGUGGUACUUUUAUUUUGACGUUUUCCUAUGAUUUUGUUGAUAUUCGACUUUUGUCUCAACGUUAUUGAUCCUUCUUCUUCUUCUCCUGCCGUGUGCGCGCCCGGCCGAUGCCCCCCCCGCCCGCCCCCGGCCUGUCGCUGGUGUCCGUGCUAGCUCUGUUAGCAUGUAGCGGCCAGCUGUUAGCCGCGGUGCUGCUAGCACGGCGCUACGGCGGGCGGAGCUCGGCAACGGACCGUUGGGUCCUCUGCUGGCUCUUCUAUGACAUCAUCGUCCACCUGACUCUGGAAGGACCGUUUGUCUACAUGUCUCUUGUUGGGACGGUGGAGACGUCUGAAGGACCGCUGGCUGAACUCUGGAAGGAGUACGGCAGAGCAGACGGCCGCUGGCUGGUUUCUGACCCGACCAUCGUCUCCAUAGAGAUCCUGACGGCCGGCCUCGCCUCUCUGCUCGGAGUACUUCUGGUACACGCAGUACUACACGACAAAUACUACAGACACUUCCUGCAGGUGUGUCUGAGCGUGUGCGAGUUGUACGGCGGCUGGAUGACCUUUGCUCCCGAUUGGCUGCAGGGCAGUCCUCACCUGGACACUACUUCCUGGCUCCACCUGUGGCUCUACCUGGUCUUCUUUAACGGAGUCUGGGUCCUGGUCCCGGCGCUGCUGCUGAGCCAGUCCUGGCUCGCCAUGAGGCGUCUGCACGCGCUCAGACCGCACGCAGACACACACAGGAAGAACAUGUAGAGUUUACUCAACUCACAUCGGGCAGUGAUAGU